Halteromyces radiatus is the source of this 2674-nucleotide messenger RNA. RefSeq names its product Cullin. Bases 79 to 2442 code for a protein of 787 amino acids. Gene Ontology annotation, biological process: protein ubiquitination; ubiquitin-dependent protein catabolic process. Gene Ontology annotation, molecular function: ubiquitin protein ligase binding. Gene Ontology annotation, cellular component: Cul3-RING ubiquitin ligase complex. The record is from RefSeq and is a predicted model, not a curated record. Lineage: Eukaryota; Fungi; Mucoromycota; Mucoromycetes; Mucorales; Cunninghamellaceae. The transcript has 13 exons.
AUUAAUUACUAUUAUUAUUAUUAUUAUUAUUUAUUUUUUAUUGUUCCGUUAUAUUCUUACCUUACCAUCUUAUUAACCAUGUCUAUUCGGAAAACAAGAAUCAAACCUCCCAAACGAACAAUUAGUACUGAUCGCAAUCAAGACUAUGAAGAAGGAUUCCAAGUUUUAUGUAAAGCCAUUACUGAAAUUUUCCACAAGAAUGCUCGCAAUCUAUCCUAUGAAUUAUUGUAUCGUACAGCUUACAACUUGACUUUACACCAACACGGUGAACGACUUUAUGAAGGUGUCAAAGGCGUUAUUGCAGACUAUUUAGAAACGGUGGCGGAGCAAUCGAUUGUACCAGCGUUUGUUAUUACAGCAGGCACAGCAGCAGGAAAUGGUGGUUCAGCUCUUAAUGUCAUUGAUGGAUCUAGGGCCGACGCUGGUGCUUCGUUUUUGAAAACUGUUAAACUUGUAUGGGAUGAUUACACUACAGCCAUGACUAUGAUUCAAUAUACUCUUCAUUAUUUGGACGAUAAAUUACCAAAAUAUAAUUUACCGCACGUAUUCGAUAUGGGAUUGGAUUUAUUUCGUGAUAGAAUUAUACGAUCAGAAAAAUAUCCUAUUCAAAAUCAUUUGAUAACAGCCAUGUUGAAUCAAAUCCAGUUGGAACGACAUGGUGAUGUGAUUGAUCGUAGCGCCAUCAAAUUAUCUGUCACCAUGCUCUCUGAACUCACUGAUCCAGCAACGAAAGAAACAGUAUAUGUUACAGAUUUUGAAACAAAGUACCUAGAAACUAGCACAGCAUUUUAUCAAGUGGAAAGUCAAACUCUUACCAACACCAAUUAUGAUGCCCCUGAAUUUAUGCGCAAGGUGGAAAAACGAUUGGAUGAAGAAGAAGAAAGAACAAAUCACUGCUUGUCAAUGGUGACUGAACCCAAGAUUAGGAAUAUUGUGGAAACUCAAUUGAUUGCUAAUAACUUGAAAACCAUUAUGGAUAUGCCGAACUCAGGACUGGAAAAUAUGUUAAACACUGACAAAUAUCAAGAUCUGUCACGCAUGUACAAGCUCUUUUCUCGUGUGCCAGCUGGUCUGAACGAAAUGAAAAUUGCCAUCAGCAAAUAUAUCCUACAACGAGGCACGGAUAUUAAUCAGCAUAUCAAUACAGAUAUAUUGACAAAUUGCAAUACGAAACAGAAAUCGACUACUUCUGCUGGUGGAGCUCAAACCGCAAUCCGAUGGGUGGAACAAGUCCUAGAGUUACAAACAAAAUUUGAUCGUAUUCUGGAAAUUUCUGCAAACAAGGACAAAGCUUUCCAAACGGCUUUUAAUGAAGCAUUCGAACAAUUCAUUAACGAAAAUGCGAAAUCAUCAGAAUUCAUAUCUUUAUUCAUUGACGAAAAUCUCAAGAAAGGAUUGAAAGGCAAAACUGAAGAUGAGGUGGAUGAUGUAUUGGACAAGACCAUUAUGCUAUUUCGAUUCCUUCGCGACAAGGAUGUGUUUGAACGAUAUUACAAGCAACAUUUGGCCAAAAGACUUUUAUUCAAUCGCAGUGUAUCAGAUGAUGCUGAACGGGGUAUGCUUGGGAAGCUCAAGAGAGAAUGUGGAUAUCAAUUUACAAACAAAUUGGAAGGAAUGUUCAACGAUAUGCGACUCUCCAUGGAAAUGAACUCUCAAUUCAAAGAAUUCCAAGAUAAGGCUACUAAUACGAAACUAGAUCUGGAAACCAAUGUUACUGUACUUACAUCUACGUUCUGGCCAAUGAACCUCUCAACUCUACCGAAAUGCAUUAUGCCCUCAAAAGUAUCAAAUGCUUGUCUAGCAUUUGAAAAGUUUUACUUCAGUCGACACAGUGGAAGAAGGCUGACUUGGCAAGCUCAAAUGGGUACCGCGGAUAUCAAGGCACAAUUCAAAUCUAGCAAACAUAUUCUCAACGUAUCAACGUAUGCCAUGUUUGUGCUUCUUUUAUUUAACAAUCUUGAUGCGGAUGACAGUCUGACAUUGGAGGAAAUCCAGGAACAAACGAAUAUUCCAAUGGCAGAUUUGAAUAGAACACUACAAUCACUGGCAUGUGCAAAGUACAAAAUCUUACUGAAGAACGAAAAAGGACGCGAUAUUCAACCUGGAGAACGAUUCAAGGUGAAUGUAAAUUUUUCUGCCAAUCUAGCGCGAAUCAAGGUACAAUCCCUGGCGACCAAAGUGGAAACUGAUACUGAACGAAAAAUUACUCAAGACAAAGUGGAUGAAGAACGACAACAUCAAAUAGAAGCUGCUAUUGUCCGCAUCAUGAAGAACAGAAAACUUAUGGAACAUAAUUUACUCAUUGCCGAAGUCACAAAACAACUUAGUCCUAGGUUUAUGCCAAGUCCUGUUAUGACAAAGAAACGCAUAGAAGCUUUGAUCGACCGAGAAUAUUUGGAAAGAAGUCCUGAUGAUAGACGCUCUUAUCAAUAUUUGGCCUAGUUAUUUUUUUUUAUAUUAUCACAUUUAUCCUUAGAAUUCGUUUUAUUUAUUUCUUCCAUCCUCCUUUUCGCUCACUCGUAUCCGUACUUUGAUACUUACCUUUUUUUUUUUUUUUCUCAUCCUCUCUUUUUCGUUAUUCCCUGCUCUCUCUCACACGCACACCAGGUUGACAAUAUACCAAAAAUCAAUAAACAACUCUAUUAUUUUUAGUUUACUGCAGAUGCCUAAUGAC